Molecule: messenger RNA, 267 nt
Organism: Penicillium macrosclerotiorum
Lineage: Eukaryota; Fungi; Ascomycota; Eurotiomycetes; Eurotiales; Aspergillaceae
Exons: 1
Coding region: 1-267 (88 amino acids)
Source: RefSeq, a predicted model, not a curated record
AUGGAAGAGAUCAAGAUUGAUGCUAUGGGAGAGAUCCUUAAAAAUGGCACAAUAAAUAUCUCAGCUCCUCUCCUGUAUGCUUCUUUUGAGCUGCGGACGUUUGAUGUGCCAGGGGAAAAACUUCAGUAUCAGCCAACAGUGUUCCUUAUUCAAUCUUUGGUGAAGGAGCGAUCUCUAGGGAUCAAACAACCGCCAGGCACACUAAGCCAAGAUAAGGUGGAGCAUCCCAUUGCAGUGGGCAAGUUUGAUGUCAUGGAAGAGCAAUAA